Messenger RNA from Fusarium sp. VM40, 738 nucleotides. Lineage: Eukaryota; Fungi; Ascomycota; Sordariomycetes; Hypocreales; Nectriaceae. The record is from the annotation of a GenBank genome assembly.
AUGUCUGACUCCCACGCCAACGACCAGAGUGCCAGCAAGUCCACCGAAACAUUCUGGCCCCUUCUCCGUUCAGCCCUGAUGAGCCGUGAAGUCACCUUCUCCGACCUGGAGCUACAGUGUCCCAUCUGCUACACCAACAUGCCGAUUCCUGCCGACCCAGCCAGUGACGAAAGGAACGAUUGCAAUCACGGCCCUGUCGUUUACCCCUGCGGACAUAUGUUCGGACGCUCAUGCUUCGUAGAGAACAUCCUUUACAACACUGACAACGGUCGCGACGUCUCCUGCCCUGUAUGCAGAGGUAAGUUCAACUACACAAAGUGCAAGCAUCCCCACUACGGACUCAAGAUGCCUCGGGACAUAAAGGGCGUCGAGGAUUUCCCCACAAUUGUUCCUCGGGGUGGUGUCGUCUUUGAGCUCUGCUACCAAUGUCUCAUCGAAGCCACCUUGAAGACUGCUGGCGAAAAGCUUCGCGCUGACCCUGACUUACCCGAGGAUCUUCGCAAUCGUGCUACUGUCUCUAUCAGAGUCAAUGGGCAGACCUAUUAUCCCCAGGACACCAGAGGUAAGCUUGUAGACUUUGAGGCCCCUGAGGGAUUCAGGGGUUACGUCGCAGGACUCAAGGCUGGCCUGGCUUUCUAUGAGGACAGUGAAAUCCUCUGGAUGUCAGGUAAGAGGCUCCGAGACAUGGAGGUCAAGUGCCAUAGUUGCCCUCAUCUGCAGUUGGAAGGCCAUGAGUAA